Messenger RNA from Fusarium pseudograminearum CS3096, 1122 nucleotides. RefSeq lists its product as uncharacterized. Gene Ontology annotation, cellular component: endoplasmic reticulum membrane. The transcript is spliced from 3 exons. NCBI's taxonomy places the organism in Eukaryota, Fungi, Ascomycota, Sordariomycetes, Hypocreales, Nectriaceae. Bases 1 to 1122 code for a protein of 373 amino acids. The record is from RefSeq and is a predicted model, not a curated record. Gene Ontology annotation, biological process: lipid storage; lipid droplet organization.
AUGGAAACACUUCAAGAGACAGCCCGCGUCGUCACAUCUAAGCCUGUUCAACGAGCUGUUGUUAACACUGUCCUCCUCGUCUCGACAGCCGCAACUCUCUUUUGUACUGCUGCAAUUGCUUCGGUGCUAUUCUUUCAGAAUUUCCUGCCUCAUGAGGUUGUCACUUUGCCGGUGCAUCUUCAAUAUGGCUCUGGAAUUAACCCAUAUGGAAUUGCAUCGCUCCAAACGCCGCCCAUGAAAACGCAGCAAGAGUAUGAUGUGUCGCUAUUACUAUCCAUGCCGCGCUCGGUCCCAAACGUGGAGCGCGGUAACUUUAUGAUCAGCCUGCACAUGCUCGGCGCCAAAGCUGACGUUUGGCUCCACGCUCAGGCCGAACAGCAUGCGUCGUCACACGAAGGUUUUGGACAAGCCAAUGUAUUGUUCAGUUCCCGCAGGCCUGCUCUGUUCCCUUACGUUGAUCCGCUCGUGUCUGUAGCAUCCCGUGUCCUGUUUCUGAUUUACCACCUGUUUACCCCGGGAUCGAGCAUCAACUCUGUCAUCAUCCCAUUGGCCGAGCGAGUCUCCUUCUCAAAGGAUUCGUUGUUACCCAAGUCGGCAUACAUUGAGGUGGAGGCAGGACAGACGAUCCAGGUGUACAAUGCCUACCUGCAGCUCACAGCUCAACUUCGCGGGCUUCGCUGGAUGAUGGUUCACUAUCGUAUUUCAACAUUCCUGGCUUUAACCGUUGUUUUCUGGGCCUUUGAAGUUAUCUUCAUGGGUGUGGCGUGGGGAAUAUGGAGCGUUGCCUCAGGGCCACCUGGAAAAGACGAUGCCAAAAUCAGGAGGCUCAAGGGUUUGAGGGAUGACCACGAAGACGAGCUCACAGACCACGAAGAGACCUUUCCCACGUAUGGCAAGCAACAGCCUCUCAAGUACGAGCCGGACAUCAAACCAGAACAGGAUCCCGAACAGCCCCUGUCGGAAAUUCCUCGACCAGGAGCUGAUGCUGAUGAUGAAGACGAUGGGAGUUUUGACGACAAGGACGAGGAGGAUGUGCAACACAGGGACUCGGGUAUUGGCACGAGCUAUAGCGAGGAAGGUACUUUGAGUAUUCGACGGCGAGCAUCACGCAACAGACUAUGA